Molecule: messenger RNA, 1236 nt
Organism: Sorex araneus (European shrew)
Lineage: Eukaryota; Metazoa; Chordata; Mammalia; Eulipotyphla; Soricidae
Product: basic proline-rich protein-like
Exons: 1
Coding region: 1-1236 (411 amino acids)
Source: RefSeq, a predicted model, not a curated record
AUGCGGACACGGAUGGAGCACUGUGAGAUGCAGCCGCACGGGGCCCCGGAGCCGGGGGCCUCCUUCUCCCACAGCCACCUGCCGGGGCCCCCUGCCCGCCCCUCGACGUCCCCCCUCGUUCCUGUGCUCAGGAAGACCAUCCAUCUGGAAGCGUUCUCCCCGAAUCACAUCCCACCGGCUCCCAGCCGGCCGGGCCUGGGGGCCCGCAGUGAGAGGGGCGGCAGCCUGGGGGCCCGGAAGUUCAGCUCUGUCUCCCUGACCCUCCACCCCAGCCGGCCCUGGGCCCUGAGCCCCCACCUGGGCAGGGAGGCCGCCCCCCAGGGAGGACGGAGGGCAACCCUGUUGGGCUGGACCCCCGAGACCCUCCCCCAGGGGGGCAGGGGGCACCCAGGGAGCCCGAGGAGCUCUUGGCUGCCCACGCCCAGCAGGAACGCCACGGCGGACAGGCCUGUGGUGAGCUCCUGCCUCAGUCUCCCCUUCCGGGCGCACCUGGGCUGGACGCCUGCAGGCCCUGGGGGCUCGGGCCCCGGGGGUCAGGGCCCCCCUCCACUGCCUGUGCCCCUGGAGCCUGCCAGAGCUUCCCCGGGCAGAGGCCAGCUGGGGGCCCGGGCUCUCCCGAGGCCUCGGCUGCUUCUCCAAAGGGGUCCACCAGGCGGCCCCGCUGUGGGGCCAGGGACAAACACGGCUUUGGACACGGCACGGCCAGGUGUGGCCAGAUCCUCAGCCGCUCGGGCCACCAACAGGCUCAACAGGGCUGUCAGCCCGGCCACCCCCAGCGCCUGCAGAGGGGACCCCGGCACAGAGGCCCCCACGCCAGAGACCAAGGGGGACAGUACCAUGGACUUGCCCACCGUGGGCUCAGCCAAGCCUGACGUGGCCAUGGGUCCCGUUGCCCCGGCGCCAGACCAGCUGGGUAGAGCCGGAGCACCGGGUGACACACGCGCGGGCAGCAGCUACCUGGGGCGGGCAGCGCCAGGCCCGGGGCCGCCGGGCACAGCACGGGCUACCCUUGCUCUGAGCAGGCCGGGCCGGGCGCCGGGUUGGGUUGUGCCUGUCACCCCAGAUCCAGCCACUGGGGAGUCCCCCCAGGGCACUGGCCCGGCCCCCGGGCACACGGCUGCCUCCCCCCAGAGGCCAGGUACGAAUCCAGCCCCAGCUCCGGGGCCCGCAUCAGCAGAGCCCGCAGAGGACUCGGACCCGGACCGGAGCAGAGAGACGGCAGGUAAAGGGCGCUGA